Messenger RNA from Ctenocephalides felis (cat flea), 547 nucleotides. RefSeq names its product keratin-associated protein 19-2-like. The record is from RefSeq and is a predicted model, not a curated record. The transcript is spliced from 2 exons. Lineage: Eukaryota; Metazoa; Arthropoda; Insecta; Siphonaptera; Pulicidae. Bases 36 to 383 code for a protein of 115 amino acids.
UUUGUAUUGUUCGUACUGAAGAAGAGACUAAAAUAAUGAAAUCGUUUUCUGCAUUUGCCAUAAUGGCAGUAGCCAUUUUCUUGAUCUAUGGAAGUCAAGCAGAAGCUAAAAAAGGUUAUGGAGGAGGCUAUGGCGGUAUCGGCUAUGGAGGAGGUCCUGGUGGAGGAUAUAUUGGUGGCUAUGGCGGACACGGAGGAUAUGGAGGAUAUGGAGGACAUGGUCAUGGUCAUGGUUAUGGCGGUUAUGGAGGUGGUCAUGGAGGUUAUGGCGGAGGCCACGGGGGUUACGGAGGUCACGGAGGCUAUGGGGGAUAUGGUGGUUAUGGAGGGGGUUACGGAGGCGGUUUUCAAGGAAUAUUUGGAAAAGGAAAAUAUAAAGGAUAAUUAUUUUAAAACAACUAUUUGGCCUAACUAUAAUUCUAUCUAUAAAUCUGCCAAAUAAUGAAGGGCGUACCAAAGUCUUUUUGUGGAGCAUUUACGUUAUAUAAAUGAAUAAAUAUUUAUGUUAAAUAUAUUAAUCAUUGUCUAUACUAAUAUAUGUAUGAUAA